Molecule: messenger RNA, 1344 nt
Organism: Mycosarcoma maydis (corn smut)
Lineage: Eukaryota; Fungi; Basidiomycota; Ustilaginomycetes; Ustilaginales
Product: ubiquitin-protein ligase peroxin 12
Exons: 1
Coding region: 1-1344 (447 amino acids)
Biological process (GO): protein import into peroxisome matrix; protein monoubiquitination
Cellular component (GO): peroxisomal membrane; peroxisomal importomer complex
Molecular function (GO): ubiquitin-protein transferase activity; protein binding; zinc ion binding
Source: RefSeq, a predicted model, not a curated record
AUGGAUGUACUCACUUCAGUGGAUCCGACAGCGUCUCAGACGUCGUCAUCGGACGCACUACAUCCGUCGUUCUUCGAGCUGGCAGCGCAAUCACAGCUUUCGGAGCUGAUCAAACCUGCGGUACGCUACGUCGUCGCUGUUCUUGCACAACGAAAUCCGAGAUACCUACUGCGAAUCGUUAAUUGGUUCGAUGAAGUUUACGCUCUGCUCAUGACAGCCGUCGAAUCUCACUACCUUCGCGUAUGGGGUAGCUCCUUCUCGGAAAACUUCUACGGCCUUCGACGCAGGAAACGACCGGGUCUUAGCAGAUCCAGCGUCACUCGUGCCACAAGCUUGAGUAUAGCAAAAACCGAAUCUUUGGGAAAGAGAGAGAUCAGGUUGAGUCUAUUGUUCUUGGUAGGCUUGCCUUACCUGCGCGCAAAGUUGGACGACAUCUGGGAGAGAAACGGAGGUGGAUUGACAAAUACGGCCAACUUGUUCGGUGACGAUCGCACGUCCGCUCCCAGCUUCCAGGAUUCAAGUCAACCUCUGAUGAAAAGACUCGAAACCACGCUUAUGCAAGUGUUCAAAACAGCAUAUCCUUACUUCAAGACUUUAUACCAGUUCUGGUUAUUGACGUACAACGUUCGAUACCUGUUCGAUAAGACGCCUUACUGGAGGCCGUGGUUGAGCCUCAUGAGGGUUGACGUCAGGCGCGUAGGGCCCAACGACGGUCCACGACGAAAGAUGCUUCCGAAAAACAUGCCGAGCUUGGUGCGACAGCCUACCAAGUUCUUGGCGGUGGUCUUGAAACUGGUUCCGGGGAUGCUGUUCGAAGCGCUCAAGUACGGUCUACCGGCAAGUAUAUUCUUGUUCAAGUUUCUGGAAUGGUGGUAUGGUGCGGAUAACCCUCGACGCCGACGUGGGAAUUCGAACUCGACCUCGGCCGGUGCAACGCAAGCUUCUUCGACGACAACGUUGGACGCACCUGCAACGCUGUUGCCGGAUCUGAAACGGGGAGUACUAGGCCAUGUACCGCAGACUAUACGUGAUACAUUACCGCAGUACAAGUUGCCGCAGAUCUUCGCGCUUUCAAGUAGCCUCAUCGACCGUGUUUGCCAAGAUCCCACAGAUGCACCCACGCAUCCAAAGCUGCUUAGCGCAUCGGCCAACGAGAGAAAGUUGAUCCACAAUUCGUGCCCACUCUGCGGAGCUAUGCCCAUCAACAACCCAGCCGUGCUUCCGAGCGGCUACGUCUUCUGCUACACGUGCGCGUUCAAUUACGUCGAACAGCACGCAACGUGUCCCGUCUCGUCAAUCAGCGUUCCCGAACGCAAAGAUGCGCUACGAAAGGUCCUCGGUUGA